Hemicordylus capensis (graceful crag lizard) is the source of this 3198-nucleotide messenger RNA. RefSeq names its product prolyl endopeptidase FAP-like. NCBI's taxonomy places the organism in Eukaryota, Metazoa, Chordata, Lepidosauria, Squamata, Cordylidae. The transcript has 24 exons. The coding region runs from base 695 to 2956 and encodes 753 amino acids. The record is from RefSeq and is a predicted model, not a curated record. Gene Ontology annotation, biological process: proteolysis. Gene Ontology annotation, molecular function: dipeptidyl-peptidase activity; serine-type endopeptidase activity.
GUCUGUAUGCAAGCUGAGGAAAUAAGAGGAGACGAGGGAGCAGGUGAUCUUAGCAGGCUUCAGACCGUGUUUCAGACGAGCAUGCUGGGCCAGCUCACCAUAGCUGUUGGUCUUCUGAGCUGUUCCAGCAUGCUAAUCCAGUAAGUUGUUCUUGAGGAAUAAUCUCAUGUGGUAUGAAAUGCAAGUUGAUUUUUAUGGUGAUAGUGCUCCCUCUUUAAAUGAUAUCCCUGAAGAAGUAGUUCAUUGAGCAUGACUUGGAAGCUUUGUUUGCAAGGUUAUGCUGUUCUCCAUAAUAGACUUUAGUUAAUUGUCAACUUCUGUUGGGGGUUGUUAAUUUUUACCCCCAGUAGGUAAAACAGCAGAGCACUAAGGAAUGAGUGUACACUCCAGUUACAGAGUAGGUAGCAGAGGAUGGUUUAGUUGUUGCAGCUAUUUAGAAAAAACACAUGGAGUUCCUUGUAGAACUAAAUACUAAGUAUUUAUUGGUUAAGUAUACUUGGAUAGGAAAGAACUAAACCUAAUCAAAAGGUCUACAUAAUAGGUAAGGAGGGAGAGAGAUGUUUCCAUCUUCUCUCUAGGAGGAAAGGAAGGAUUGUGACUCAGUAAAGGAAGUGUGGAAGAGUCAGAUCAGGGAUCAUAGAGACGAGACAGGUAGAACAGUUAAGGAGACCCUCACUCACUGUCUCUACUCCGAAUGCCCCUAGUGAUCAUUAGGAUAGUUGGUGCAAAUGGUCGAUGCACUGGAACUCCAUAUCCAACAACUUCCACAUUCCCUCUGGGUUCUCUUUUGAAACACAUUCAUGCACUGAGCUUUUGCUAUCUUCAACUCUGGUUCUCCACAUCAUCACUGGACAUUUAUCAAAAGAAGCCUGGAAAUGAAUAUCUUCAUCAGUCUGCAGAGGAUAAUGUAUUCCUUUAUAAUGUUGAAUAUGGGCAGUCAUACACUCUCUUGACUAACAGCACACUUAAAAAAGUGAAUGCCACAAACUAUGCAAUAUCAGCUGAUCAGAUGUUUAUGCUGUUUGAAAGCAAUUACUCUAAGCACUGGAGGCACUCUUAUUCAGCAUCAUAUCACAUUUAUGAUCUCAUACAUGGAGAUUUUGUCACCGAACAUAAGCUUCCACAUGAAAUUCAGUAUAUAUCCUGGUCACCUGUUGGACACAAAUUGGUGUAUGUGUAUCAGAACAAUAUCUACUUGAAACUAGAUCCUAGACAACCUGCUCUUCAAAUAACUACUGAUGGAACUUGGAAUGGAGUAUUUAAUGGAAUUCCUGACUGGGUAUAUGAAGAGGAAAUGUUUGCUGCAAAAUAUGCACUGUGGUGGUCUCCAAACUCAAAGAACAUCGCAUUUUUACAGUUCAAUGAUACAGACAUACCAGUUAUUGAAUAUUCAUAUUACGGUGGGAAUCAAUAUCCUAGAACAAUAACUGUUCCGUAUCCAAAGGCAGGGGCUAAAAACCCUACUGUUAGAGUGUUUGUUGUGGACACUACCAACCCGAAUGCUUUAAGUCCAAAGGAAAUACCUGCUCCAACAGCGAUAGCAUCAAGUGAUCACUAUAUCACUUGGAUAACAUGGGUAAGAGACAACCGAAUCUGUGUGCAAUGGCUGAAAAGAGUCCAGAACUUCUCUGUCUUAGCCAUCUGUGACUACAAUGACCAUUCCAGAGCUUGGUAUUGCCCAGAGAAUCAUCAGCAUAUAGAAGAGAGUCAGACAGGAUGGGCUGGUGGAUUCUUUGUUUCAGUACCAUAUUUCACUUCAGAUGCCAUUUCAUACUACAAAAUUUUUAGUGACAAGGAUGGUUACAAACAUAUUCAUUACAUCCAAGACUCAGUGGAGAAUGCAGUCCAAAUCACUAGUGGAAAGUGGGAGGCCAUAUACAUCUACAGAGUAACAAAUGAUGCAAUAUUCUAUUCAAGCAAUGAAUUUGAAGGCUAUCCAGGAAGAAGACAUGUAUAUAAAAUUAAUCGUGGAACAAGCUCUAUGACAAAAGAGUGCAUUACCUGCAAUUUAAGAAAAGAAAGAUGCCAAUUCUACAGUGCUAGAUUCAGCAACGAUGCCAACUAUUAUGCCUUACUCUGUUAUGGUCCAGGCAUCCCCAUCUUUGCCAUUUAUGACAGCAAAAACAACAAAGAGAUUAAAGUUUUGGAAGACAAUAGGGAUUUGGAAUCUGCUCUGCAAAAGAUUAGAAUGCCUACACAAGAAAUCAAGAAACUUGAAGUGGAUGGUAUGACCUUAUGGUACAAGAUGAUUCUACCUCCAAGGUUGGAUAGAUCCAAGAAGUAUCCUCUUCUCAUACAGGUAUAUGGAGGACCUUGCUCUCAAGCUGUGAAAUCCACUUUUGAAAUGAGCUGGAUAACCUAUCUUGCAAGCAAGGAAGAAAUUGUGGUGGCUCUUGUGGAUGGUCGGGGAACGGCCUUCCAAGGUGAUAAGAUGUUGCAUGCAGUCUAUAAAAAACUUGGGGUUUAUGAAGUUGAUGAUCAGAUUUCAGCAGUACGAAAGUUUAUAGACAUGGGAUUUAUUGAUGAAACAAGAAUAGCCAUAUGGGGCUGGUCCUAUGGUGGAUACGUAGCUUCGAUGGCACUUGGAUCUGGCACUGGAGUGUUCCGGUGUGGGAUUGCAGUGGCUCCUGUCUCCAGCUGGGAGUAUUAUGCAUCCAUCUACACGGAGCGAUUUAUGGGUCUCCCAACAGAAUCAGACAAUCUUCAACACUAUAGAAAUUCAACAGUAAUGGCAAGAGCGGAGAACUUCCGUAAUGUGGAUUAUCUUCUCAUCCAUGGAACGGCAGAUGAUAACGUACAUUUUCAAAACUCAGCACAGAUCUCCAAAGCUUUAGUCAAUGCGCAAGUGGAUUUCCAAGCAAUGUGGUACGCUGAUCAGAACCAUGCGAUCCCAGGUCUUUCCUAUAAGCAUCUUUAUAUUCAUAUGACUCAUUUCCUCAAGCAGUGUUUGGCUUAAGGAGAGCUUGGUCCAUGAUGCGCCUGCACAAGAGCAAUGUAUGCUCUGCUAUAAAGCAGCAUUAGCCACACAGAUUAAGUUUAUUCUGGAGAUGGAAUACUUAAGUGAAAAUUAAGGAAGCCUUGAUGUUUACAUUUCUUAUUGACACUGUACUCUAGCAGAUCAUAUACCAGCCUGUGUUUGGAUACAUUUAUUUGUCAGGAAUAAACCCAAAACAAUAAAACAAAACUGGAAUUUUAAGA